Messenger RNA from Seriola dumerili (greater amberjack), 1360 nucleotides. It is a transcript of the gene bloc1s2, whose product is annotated as biogenesis of lysosomal organelles complex 1 subunit 2. Gene Ontology annotation, molecular function: gamma-tubulin binding. Gene Ontology annotation, biological process: endosomal transport; lysosome localization. The transcript is spliced from 5 exons. Bases 18 to 557 code for a protein of 179 amino acids. The record is from RefSeq and is a predicted model, not a curated record. Gene Ontology annotation, cellular component: BLOC-1 complex; gamma-tubulin complex; BORC complex. NCBI's taxonomy places the organism in Eukaryota, Metazoa, Chordata, Actinopteri, Carangiformes, Carangidae.
CUCAAAACAGGAACAAAAUGGCUGCAACUGGAGACGACGCCAGUGCGAUGGAGAGCAUCUCCAGGGCACCAGCGGCUCAUACAGCGGCCCCGAUCCCGGCUCCGAGCUCCAGCAGCCACACAGAAGUCCCGGAGGAUGCAGAGGACAGCCCGGCGGCCGCUCCAAAGAAACCCCACACCAACAGUGAUGGAGGUGUGGAGACAGCAGAGGAGGCUGUGGAGCCUGCAGAGCCUGACAUCAACGAGUUGUGCACUGAUAUGUUUGAAAAGAUGGCCGUCUUCCUGCAAGGAGAACUCACAGCCACCUGCGAGGAUUACCGCCUGCUGGAGAACAUGAACAAGCUAACCAGCCUGAAGUACAUGGAAAUGAAAGACAUCAGCAUUAAUAUCAGCCGUAACCUGCAGGAUCUCAACAACAAGUAUGCCAGCCUACAGCCUUACUUGGACCAAAUAAAUCAGAUUGAGGAGCAAGUGUCUUCACUUGAACAAGCUGCUUACAAACUGGACGCAUACUCCAAGAAGCUGGAGGCCAGAUUCAAAAAACUGGAGAAGCGAUGAGGAGGAAGAAGAGGCAGACUGAGAGUUACGGUGCCUUCUCGCCUUCUUUCACCCUGCCUUGCCUCAGUCGCUCCUUGCCAGCGGAGCCAGGAGCUGCGGGGCAGGAUGUGAACUGAGACUGAAACAACAAACAGUCCGAGCCACAUUGACACUUAGAAUCGACCGAGGAGGAAGCAGCUGAAGGCACAUGAAUUAGUACUGCAGUGCUUGGCUUAGAUUUAACUCCAGUAUCACAGUUUUUUGGCAGCAGUCGUGCAGCCAAGUUCACGGUGUACAGCCGUGUUCUUUUUGCAGACACACUUUACGUUGAAUAAAUCUGCCUAAUGACCUGCAUAUCCUAACUGAGGGGUGGAAUCAGAGUGCACUAAUCUAAUACUAAACAUUAAGACACACAGCAGCUACUUAAACCAGUGGAGUAUAUAAUGACACUUUGCUCAUGUAUAGAUAAUUUACAUGAUGAAGCAUGCUCAUUGUUUUAAUAAUGACCCUGAGAGUUGGAAUUCGACUUGUUAAUAGUAGCCUAAAAUCUACAUUGGGAGAUUGUAUUACAGAUAUUCAUUACAGAUUUGUUUUCCUGGGUGGUUGUGAACAGCACCACAGUCUGUUAACGUUAUUGAGAGUUUCUUAUGUUAAAGGUUACUGUGUAGAGCACAGCUGAAAAUCACACUAGCUUUGUACAGUGAGUUUUAAGUUUGUAAUUUAAAAAGAUGAAUCUUUGACAUGGAUGAACUAUUGUAGGAUGUGUAUUUUGAGAUAUUGACACUGAAAACUGGAGGCUUUUUAAAUAAACGGUAAUUUGCUCA